Molecule: messenger RNA, 3594 nt
Organism: Piliocolobus tephrosceles (Ugandan red Colobus)
Lineage: Eukaryota; Metazoa; Chordata; Mammalia; Primates; Cercopithecidae
Gene: ENTPD3
Product: ectonucleoside triphosphate diphosphohydrolase 3
Exons: 13
Coding region: 879-2483 (534 amino acids)
Biological process (GO): nucleoside diphosphate catabolic process
Cellular component (GO): plasma membrane
Molecular function (GO): ribonucleoside triphosphate phosphatase activity; UDP phosphatase activity; GDP phosphatase activity
Source: RefSeq, a predicted model, not a curated record
GUUCCAUCUCUUCUCUAUAUGAGUAAAGUGUUGUCCAUCCAGUGCCUGUGUGAAUCAUCUUUCUUGGUGACAUGGACAUCUGCAAACUAUAUAGUGUUUGACUUCACUCCACCCCGUGGAGAGACGGACCACAGGAGCCACCCACCGGGGGACUGCAUGAGGUCAUGCACACCCACAGAGUGCCCAGUCCCUGCCUGGCCUUGUGCCCAUUUUCCCUUCACCUAGGGUUGGGGUGACAAUGGAGGUAACUAGAAAACAGAUCAAAAGGUUCUUGGUCUUGACACAGAUGCAAGAGGGAGGCAGAUAAUAGACACCUCCCUUCCCCCUCACCCACAUAGGCUCCAGUGGGUUCUCAGGGCAAGGCCUGGCGGCUGCCCCCUCUCUGACUCCAGGUAGAGGUGAGUGUGGAGGAAACUGAAAGAGGAAAGGUGAAGUGCUUUUGGCUUGGACCUGAAGGGGGACAGAAGGCUCUCGGGGCAGGCAGGGUCGGUCUUUCGGCAAGAGGCGCGCUCUCUCUCCCUUCCUCUUCCAUCCAGGGCUGGGUGUGAAGGUGAGAGCAACCGGAAAAGAAGGUGAAGAGGCCCUUGGCCUUGACACGGACGCGGGAGGAGGUCCCAGGCCGAGGCCGCCCCGCCCCCGUCGCUGCCCCGCCUCACUCGGCGCCGCCUCCCGUGUUCUAGGUUGACACCUCCUCAGCGCUGGCCGCGGGCAGCCUCUGCGGCAACGCUAGUCGCCGCCUCCGAAUCGGCUCCGCACAGCCAUCAGCUAAAGACUCCCCUCCCGGGGCUUUAAAGAAAGGCUCCAGGCUCGCGAUCCACGAACACACAAAAACCUUCCUUGCUGAUGUUCUGAAGAAAAGCCCCGCCUCAGCCCUAUGAAUGCUGGGAGAAAAGAUGUUCACUGUGCUGACCCGCCAACCAUGUGAGCAAGCAGGCCUCAAGGCCCUCUACCGAACUCCAACCAUUAUUGCCUUGGUGGUCUUGCUUGUGAGUAUUGUGGUGCUUGUGAGUAUCACUGUCAUCCAGAUCCACAAACAAGAGGUCCUCCCUCCAGGACUGAAGUAUGGUAUUGUGCUGGAUGCCGGGUCUUCUAGAACCACAGUCUACGUGUAUCAAUGGCCAGCAGAGAAAGAGAAUAAUACCGGAGUGGUCAGUCAAACCUUCAAAUGUAGUGUGAAAGGCUCUGGAAUCUCCAGCUAUGGAAAUAACCCCCAAGACAUCCCCAAAGCCUUUGAGGAUUGUAUGCAAAAAGUCAAGGGGCAGGUUCCAUUUCAGCUCCAUGGAUCCACCCCCAUUCACCUGGGAGCCACAGCUGGGAUGCGCUUGCUGAGGUUGCAAAAUGAAACAGCAGCUAAUGAAGUCCUUGAAAGCAUCCAAAGCUACUUCAAGUCCCAGCCCUUUGACUUUAGGGGUGCUCAAAUCAUUUCUGGGCAAGAGGAAGGGGUAUAUGGAUGGAUUACGGCCAACUAUUUAAUGGGAAAUUUCCUGGAGAAAAACCUUUGGCAUAUGUGGGUGCACCCGCAUGGAGUGGAAACCACGGGUGCCCUGGACUUAGGUGGUGCCUCCACCCAAAUAUCCUUCGUGGCAGGAGAGAAGGUGGAUCUGAACACCAGCGACAUCAUGCAGGUGUCCCUGUAUGGCUACGUGUACACGCUCUACACACACAGCUUCCAGUGCUAUGGCCGGAAUGAGGCUGAGAAGAAGUUUCUGGCAAUGCUCCUGCAGAAUUCUCCUACCAAAAACCAUCUCACCAAUCCCUGUUACCCUCGGCAUUAUAGCAUCAACUUCACCAUGGGCCAUGUAUUUGAUAGCCUGUGCACUGUGGACCAGAGGCCAGAAAGUUAUAACCCCAGUGAUAUCAUCACUUUUGAGGGAACUGGGGACCCAUCUCUGUGUAAGGAGAAGGUGGCUUCCAUAUUUGACUUCAAAGCUUGCCAUGAUCAAGAAACCUGUUCUUUUGAUGGGGUUUAUCAGCCAAAGAUUAAAGGGCCAUUUGUGGCUUUUGCAGGAUUCUACUACACAGCCAGUGCUUUAAAUCUUUCAGGUAGCUUUUCCCUGGACACCUUCAACUCCAGCACCUGGAAUUUCUGCUCACAGAAUUGGAGUCAGCUCCCACUCCUGCUCCCCAAAUUUGAUGAGGUAUACGCCCGCUCUUACUGCUUCUCAGCCAACUAUAUCUACCACUUGUUUGUGAAUGGUUACAAAUUCACAGAGGAGACUUGGCCCCAGAUACAUUUUGAAAAAGAAGUGGGGAAUAGCAGCAUAGCCUGGUCUCUUGGCUACAUGCUCAGCCUGACCAACCAGAUCCCAGCUGAAAGCCCUCUGAUCCGUCUGCCCAUAGAACCACCUGUCUUUGUGGGCACCCUCGCUUUCUUCACAGCGGCAGCCUUGCUGUGUCUGGCAUUUCUUGUGUACCUGUGUUCAGCAUCCAGAAAAAAGAGGCACUCCGAGCAUGCCUUUGACCAUGCAGUGGAUUCUGACUGAGCCUUCAAAGCAGCUCCUGGAGUCCGAUGGCUGCUUAGAGUCAGCCUGGGUGGCACCAGGCAACACAGGUAAAGUGGCUGCCUUCAGGAAAUACAACUAACUAAAAUCAAACACCUAGGUCAUGUGCCUCUCAAAUACUGAUUUCUGCCACAGUACCUCUUGGGGCAUCACUUGGCUAUUCUGUGCAUAUUGCUCUUCAGAGACCUCACAACCCAUGUGCUGAUCUAUUGGGAAUAGAGAAGAGACAGGCCACCAAAGUCAGGCUCUUUAUUUUAAGGCCCCCAGAGGAAGAGUAAGUUGAGAGGAUAUCAGCUUAAUGUUGAAGAAUUGACCUCAGGGCUCAGUUUCUAUUUCCCUCCCUCAGUAUUCUUCCUGGCAGGAUACCCAUUAAGCAUUUGGCCCAAUCAGAUAUCUCAUUUUAUAGUUUUUUUCCCAUUGGUCUUUAACUAAGACUUUCUUAUAGCAAUCUCAUAAGCAGUGAACCCCCUCAGAUCAGUAGAAUAUAGUAUCUGGGGGAGAAGACUUAUUUCCCUCAGGGCAGUGGCCACAGCCAGGCUUCUGUCAUACAGGUGGAUCCCGAAGCACAAAGACAUAAAAAAGGUCUCCCAGAAAAUUAUAGACCAUUCUCCAAGUGGAAUUCCCACUUAGGGCUCUGGUCACUAGAUUGCAACCUUUGUGUUUGUCAUCAUCCUCAUCUCACCAUUGUAUUGCUAUGCCCUCCCAUAAAAACACAUUUAUCCCUAGCAAGAUUGUUGCAUUCCAGAUUUUACUGCCUUUGCUAGGCUUUUGUUUAGCAAAGGGCUGCCUUUCCAUUGUUACCAUGGUGUAUAUAUUUUUGUCACCAUUCCCACAGUAUACUUGAUGUUGUCAUAGAACAUCCUACUUUAUGAUUUACUAGCCAAUUACUUUCCUAGAUCAUAGACCUCUCUGCAUAGUAGUCAUAGGUCUUGACUUUGGGGAAAGAAAAGGAAGCUGCAGGAAUAUUUAUCUCCAAAGUCGAAUGAGAAAGAACUCCAGCAAAUCCAAUGGCUACAAACUAAAAAUCAGCAUUAUUUCAUAUUGCUGUUUCUUAGCUGAAUAUGGAAUAAAGAACUAUUAUAUUUUAUUUUGA